UCUCUAACUUGGAUAACAUAUCCUCCUCUCUCUUUGGUUUCCAUUAAUGAUUAUGCCUCAAACAGAUGGAGUUGAGUUUGCUUCUGGGAACAAUGAAAACAGACAUGUUUUUGAAGAUGGGGAGCUUCAGUCUCAAUGGGCUGGUAUUGAGAGAUUACCAACUUUUGAAAGGAUCACUACUGUUUUGUUCUGCAAAAGAGAUGAAGAAGGGAAGAAAAGCGAGAGACGAGUCAUGGAUGUUUCUAAACUUGAGGAUCUUGAUCGACACCUCUUUAUUGGUGAGCUCAUCAGACAUGUUGAGAAUGAUAAUCUUCGCUUAUUGCAGAAAAUAAGGAAGAGAAUUGACGACGUUGGUAUCGAGUUACCAACGAUUGAAGUGAGGUUCAGUGAUCUUUUUGUCGAAGCAGAGUGUGAAGUUGUUUACGGAAAGCCAAUCCCAACUCUUUGGAAUGCUAUUGCAAGCAAACUAUCUAGAUUCAUGUGUUCAAAGCAAGAAAAGAAGAUCUUGAAAGGUGUCAGUGGCAUCAUAAGGCCUAAAAGAAUGACUCUGUUGGUUGGUCCUCCUGGCUGUGGUAAAACCACUCUUCUACUUGCACUAUCUGGAAGACUCGACCCUUCUUUAAAGACUAGAGGAGAAGUUAGUUACAACGGUCACCUAUUCUCGGAGUUUGUUCCUGAGAAAACAUCAUGUUAUGUAAGUCAAAACGAUCUGCAUAUUCCAGAGCUUAGUGUGAGAGAGACACUCGAUUUUUCGGGAUGUUUUCAAGGCACAGGAAGCUGUUUAGAAAUGAUUACAGAGAUUAGUAGAAGGGAGAAACUGAAAGGGAUAGUUCCAGAUCCUGAUAUAGAUGCAUACAUGAAGGCAGUUUCAAUUGAGGGUUCAAAAACUAAUCUGCAAACGGACUAUAUCCUAAAGAUCCUAGGACUCAAUAUCUGUGCAGAUACGCGUGUUGGAGAUGCUUCAAGACCAGGAAUAUCUGGUGGCCAAAAGAGAAGAUUAACUACAGGGGAGAUGAUCGUAGGUCCAAUAAAGACUCUGUUCAUGGAUGAAAUAUCGAAUGGUUUGGAUAGCUCAACUUCAUUCCAGAUUCUGUCAUGUCUCCAACAGUUUGUACGUCUAUCUGAAGGAACCAUACUGGUUUCACUGCUUCAGCCUGCACCAGAAACGUUUGAGCUUUUCGACGAUGUGAUACUUAUGGGAGAGGGAAAGAUAAUCUAUCAUGGUCCACGGGAACUUGUCUGUGGAUUCUUUGAGGAUUGCGGAUUUAAAUGUCCAAAUAGGAAAUCUGUUGCUGAGUUCCUUCAGGAGGUUAUUUCAAGGAAAGAUCAAGAACAGUAUUGGUGUCACAGAGACAAACCAUAUUGUUAUGUCUCCAUUGACUCAUUUAUUGAGAAAUUUGAAAAGUCUGAUCUUGGAUUACAACUACAAGAUGAACUCUCCAAGAUAUGUGAAAAGUCUCAGACUCACAAGGAUGCACUGUGCUUUAGAAAAUACUCACUUAGUAACUGGGAGAUGCUAAAAGCUUGUUCAAGGAGAGAGUUUCUUCUGAUGAAACGUAACUCUUUCGUUUAUGUAUUCAAAUCUGGACUUCUAAUUUUGAUUGGAUCCAUUGCAAUAACUGUAUAUUUAAGAACUGGGUCUACAAGAGAUGCUCCUCACGCUAAUUAUCUUAUGGGUUCUUUAUUCUUUUCUCUCUUUAAACUUCUUUCUGAUGGACUUCCAGAACUCACGUUGACAAUCUCGAGGAUUGCCGUGUUCUGCAAGCAAAAAGAGCUAUACUUUUAUCCAGCUUGGGCCUAUGCAAUCCCUUCCGCUAUUUUAAAGAUCCCGAUUUCAUUUCUUGAAUCGUUCCUCUGGACAUCUCUGACAUAUUAUGCCAUUGGUUACAGUCCUGAGAUGGGAAGGUUCAUCCGCCAGUUCUUGAUCUUCUUUGCUUUGCACCUUACAUGUAUAUCAAUGUUCCGUGCUAUAGCUGCCAUCUUUCGAGAUUUUGUUGUUUCCACAACCAUUGGAACAAUUUCUGUAAUGCUUCUUUCAGUAUUCGGAGGUUUCAUUGUUCGGAAAUCCACAAUGCCUGCUUGGCUUGAGUGGGGAUUCUGGCUUUCUCCAUUGUCAUAUGCUGAGAUUGGCUUAACCGCAAACGAAUUUUUCGCUCCACGGUGGAGGAAGACAACAACUGAAAACAGAACUUUGGGGGAACAAGUUCUAGAUGCUCGUGGGUUGAACUUUGGUAAUCAAUCUUACUGGAGUGCAUUUGGCGCUUUAAUUGGCUUCACACUCUUCUUCAAUACUGUUUUUGCACUGGCCUUGACCUUUCUAAAGACCUCGCUGAGGUCUCGCGUGAUUGUUUCUCGUGAGAAGAACACUCAAAGCUCAGAAAAAUAUUAUGAAUCAAGUUCUGAAACUGCUUCCCAAUUCAAAAAUGCAUUGCCUUUCAAGCCCCUAACUUUCACAUUUCAAGACGUACAAUAUUUCAUUGAGACUCCUCAGGGAAAAAAGCUGCAGCUUCUCUCUGACGUUUCAGGCGCCUUCCAGCCCGGUGUUCUCACUGCUCUAAUGGGUGUGAGUGGGGCUGGUAAAACGACUCUGCUUGAUGUUCUUUCGGGAAGGAAAACCCGUGGUGACAUUAUAGGAAAGAUUGAAGUAGGCGGUUACCUUAAGGUUCAAGAAACAUUUGCACGAGUUUCAGGUUAUUGCGAACAGUUUGAUAUCCAUUCUCCCAAUUUAACUGUCCAAGAGUCACUGCAAUACUCUGCUUGGCUUCGACUUCCUUCUAAUAUUAAUUCAGAAAUGAAGAGCGCAAUAGUCAAUGAAGUUCUUGAGACGAUAGAGCUCAAGGAGAUUAAAGAUUCCAUAGUAGGAAUGGCUGGAAUUAGCGGUUUAACAACAGAACAACGCAAAAGACUAACAAUAGCUGUUGAGCUUGUUUCCAAUCCUUCAAUCAUAUUUAUGGAUGAACCUACCACAGGAUUAGAUGCAAGAGCUGCUGCAAUUGUAAUGAGAGCUGUGAAAAACAUCGCUGAGACUGGACGAACUGUUGUUUGCACGAUUCACCAGCCGAGUAUAGAUAUCUUUGAAGCAUUUGAUGAGCUGAUUCUGAUGAAAAAUGGAGGAAAGAUUAUCUAUUGUGGGCCUCUUGGACAACAUUCAAGCAAAGUUAUUGAAUACUUUAUGAGCAUUCCUGGAGUUCCGAAAAUGAAAGAGAACUGUAAUCCAGCCACUUGGAUACUAGACCUUACUUCUAAAUCAUCAGAAGACAAACUUGGUGUUGAUUUCGCACAGAUGUACAAGGAAUCAAGUUUGUUUAAGGAGAACAAAAUGGUAAUUGAGCAAAUGAGAUGUACAUCUUUGGGAUCUGAAGGUUUAAUAUCAUCUUCACGAUAUGCUCAAACGGGUUGGGAACAAUUCAAAGCAUGCCUCUGGAAACAACAUCUCUCUUAUUGGAGAAACCCUUCCUACAAUCUCACUCGCAUCAUUUUCAUGUGUCUUACUUCUGUGCUCUGUGGUAUUCUUUUCUGGCAAAAAGCUAAGAUAAUAAACAAUCAGCAAGAUCUUUUUGACGUAUUUGGCUCAAUGUUCACGGUGGUUCUAUUCUCUGGAAUAAACAAUUGCUCAACAGUGUUAUUUUGCGUUGCAACCGAACGAAAUGUCUUCUACCGCGAAAGAUUUUCCCGUAUGUACAACUCAUGGUCGUAUUCCCUUGCUCAGGUGUUGGUUGAAAUACCAUACUCAUUUUUCCAAUCUAUUGUAUAUGUAAUACUCGUAUAUCCUAUGGUUGGCUAUCACUGGUCGGUCUACAAAGUGUUUUGGAGCUUCUACUCAAUCUUCUGCUCCUUGCUCACCUUCAACUAUUUCGGCAUGCUUUUAGUCGUUGUGACCCCAAAUGUUCACGUUGCUUUUACUCUCCGCUCUUCUUAUUACUCAAUUGUCAAUCUCUUUGCUGGUUAUGUCAUGCCGAAACCAAACAUUCCAAGAUGGUGGAUUUGGAUGUAUUACUUGAGCCCUACGUCAUGGGUUUUGAACGGAUUGCUCACAUCGCAAUAUGGAGAUAUGGAGGAAGAGAUAUUAGCCUUUGGAGAGAAGAAGAAGGUUUCAGCUUUCCUGGAAAGUUAUUUUGGCUAUAAAUAUGACUCUUUGGCUCUUGUAGCUGUCGUUCUUAUCGCCUUCCCCAUUCUCUUGGCAUCUCUUUUCGCAUUUUUCAUUGGCAAACUCAAUUUCCAAAAGAAGUGAAUCCUCGUUAUCUUCAUAUGAA
This is a messenger RNA of Capsella rubella, 4253 nucleotides long. RefSeq names its product ABC transporter G family member 43. The transcript is spliced from 23 exons. Lineage: Eukaryota; Viridiplantae; Streptophyta; Magnoliopsida; Brassicales; Brassicaceae. Gene Ontology annotation, cellular component: membrane. Bases 47 to 4231 code for a protein of 1394 amino acids. The record is from RefSeq and is a predicted model, not a curated record. Gene Ontology annotation, molecular function: ATP hydrolysis activity; ABC-type transporter activity; ATP binding.